AUGUCUCGACAGGUCCCCUUUGUUCCACUUGGCGCCGUCUUGGAGGUCCACAACCACCACCACGAGACACCACCGCUCGGCUUCCCCAUAACCUACACCACACCCCCUCAUCCAACCGAACCCUUAACUCAGUUUUCCGAGAGGUUAAAUCGCCGAUCAGACUGGCAACCUGGUCGGUGGCCCAUUCGUCUGGGUCCAACUGCUCAUCUCGAGUUCAGAGCUCGGGGAGUCUGGAGUGGUACUCAGUUCAAAUCGAGUCUGCUGCAAACAUCUUCUGCAGAUCUCGCCAAAACUUGCGGUACUUAG
This is a messenger RNA of Podospora pseudocomata, 306 nucleotides long. RefSeq lists its product as uncharacterized. The transcript is spliced from 2 exons. The coding region runs from base 1 to 306 and encodes 101 amino acids. Lineage: Eukaryota; Fungi; Ascomycota; Sordariomycetes; Sordariales; Podosporaceae. The record is from RefSeq and is a predicted model, not a curated record.